Anopheles coustani is the source of this 3404-nucleotide messenger RNA. It is a transcript of the gene Smox, whose product is annotated as mothers against decapentaplegic homolog 3. Gene Ontology annotation, biological process: SMAD protein signal transduction; regulation of transcription by RNA polymerase II; anatomical structure morphogenesis. Gene Ontology annotation, cellular component: heteromeric SMAD protein complex. The record is from RefSeq and is a predicted model, not a curated record. The coding region runs from base 1095 to 2624 and encodes 509 amino acids. Gene Ontology annotation, molecular function: RNA polymerase II cis-regulatory region sequence-specific DNA binding; I-SMAD binding; DNA-binding transcription factor activity, RNA polymerase II-specific. NCBI's taxonomy places the organism in Eukaryota, Metazoa, Arthropoda, Insecta, Diptera, Culicidae. The transcript is spliced from 8 exons.
GGUGAUCGUUGUCCGCCAGCAGCGGUGGAAAUAACAAUUUGCGAAACAAAAUACCUAACCCGGGAAAGUAGUAAUAAAGUUGUGCAAACCGCGAAUCCGACCGUACUUUAUUUCGGAACGGAGACCAGCUCCCAUUGGGCUUUGGUACCUGUGCAUGUCGGAAGUGUUGUGUCUGCUGUCCUUCGUCGUCGUCCGACUGACGUCGCCAGCGAGCGUGAAAGCAAAAAAAGUGGUGCACAAAUCUUCGCAGAUUACGACGGCGGCCCGGUGUCCGGAUGUUCAAAGUCGCCAGCAAGGGUAUACACCACACGUCGGGCGGUGCGUAGUGCGGUCGUGACCGUGAAGAUUUUUUUUUCGUGCCCAACACGCGCAGUUUCUCAUACCGUGCUGCUGGAAAAUUUCGUAAGAAAACAGCUAAUCGAAGGUAUUUGAGUGUGACAUCGGGUUGGAUGCGCUGGUGAGCAGCCAUUACUUUGCGUUUCGCUUCCGUGUAUGCGCUAGCUUUGAUUUGCCUCUGUGCGGGGUCUGUCUGGUCCGUCGUCAGAGUCUGGUUACCGUUGCCAUUGGCGUAAAAUUUCACGCUUAAACAGCAAAAUUUGGUGUUCCUAGCGAAGCAGUUCUUUGCGGUCGAGCACGUCGUUCGGGCGGAUGGUGGUAUCGCGCAGGAAGUGCUCUAGCAACAGUGUACGGUGGAAAAUUGUCAAAAAUCGAUCCUAGCGUGCGAUUUCCUAUGAAAUUGCGUGUUUGUUUUCGGCGGAGCAAGGUUAUUCUUGAAACAGCCCCGUCAUUCACUGUGAUUUCCACACAACGCUGAAUAUCGUACAAAUUAGGCAAUUGCUGGUCGAAUACUUUCGUGCGUGACCCACGGGGAGGCGGCGGUUCGGGUUGAUAUCCUCGGGUGAGAUCUACCUCCUGUUGUCGCGGCGCAUAAAGAGAAGCCGUGGCCUAACAUAAGAAAGCGAGCAAGACAGAGGCAGCGAUCAUUGGCGUGUGUGUUCGAGCGAGUGAACAAACGAAUCGAACCGAGUUGAACGAUCCGGAGCAGCGCGGAAAGAAAAGCGAAGAAAACCACAAAUAAAAAAUACAGAAAAAAUAUGUUGCCCUUCAAUCCACCGAUCGUAAAGCGGCUGCUCGGCUGGCGGAAACUUCCGUCCGAAGAUCAGGCCGAGGGAAAAUGGUGUGAAAAAGCGGUUAAAAGUUUGGCGAAAAAGUUGAAGAAAUCGAGCGCCCUCGACGAGCUGGAACGGGCCCUCACCACGCAGAGUUGUCACACGAAGUGUAUUCCGAUACCGAGAAAUCGUCCUGCGAAUGGUGAAAAUGGAGUUGCGCUAAGAAAAGGACUCCCUCACGUAAUAUACUGUCGUUUAUGGCGUUGGCCUGACCUUCUGAGCCAGGCCGAGCUGAAAGCGCUCGACUUAUGCGAGUACGCAUAUCAUCUGAAAAAGGACGAGGUGUGCAUCAACCCAUAUCACUACACGCGCAUUGACUCGCAAUCCCAGCACUCGCAGCAACAGCAGCAGCAGCAGCAGCAGCAGCAGCAAGCCCUACAGCAGCCACCGCUGACCAUUCUGGUUCCGAAGAACCUAUCGAACCCUCAGGGAGAGAACUCCGUUACCUAUACCUUGGACGAUCUUAGUAAUACCGUACCAGUCAACAUACAGUACAACGCAUUAAACGAUAACUAUGUAACCAGUCCGCAGCCGUCGCAAGUAUCAACACAACAGCUUCAUCAGCAGCUGCAGCAGCAGCAGCAACUUCAGCAACAACAGCAGCACCAACAACAACAGCAGCAUCAGCAGCAACUGUCCGCACCGUGCUACAUGGAGGCAACGCUCGGUCAGCAGAUACCGACCAACACGACGAUUAUGGACUCGGUCAGUGUCGGCGUGGGCAACAUACCGAACACCGAGACGCCACCGCCCGGCUACAUGUCCGAGGACGGCGAUCCGCUCGAUCAGAAUGAUAAUAUGACCGAUUUGUCCCGAAUGUCGCCGGCCGAGAUGGAUGCACAGCCCGUGAUGUACCACGAGCCGGCCUUUUGGUGCUCGAUCAGUUACUACGAGCUGAACCUUCGCGUCGGCGAAACGUUCCACGCGUCCCAGCCGUCGAUCACGGUGGAUGGUUUCACCGAUCCUUCCAAUUCGGAACGGUUCUGCUUGGGGCUGCUUUCCAACGUGAACCGCAACGAAGUGGUCGAGCAGACGCGCCGUCACAUUGGCAAGGGCGUCCGGCUGUACUACAUCGGGGGCGAAGUGUUUGCGGAGUGUUUGAGCGACUCGAGCAUCUUCGUGCAGAGCCCUAACUGCAACCAGCGGUACGGAUGGCAUCCGGCAACGGUAUGCAAAAUCCCACCAGGUUGCAAUUUGAAGAUCUUCAACAAUCAGGAAUUCGCCACACUGCUCUCGCAGUCCGUCUCGCAGGGUUUCGAGGCGGUCUACCAGCUGACCCGGAUGUGCACCAUCCGAAUGUCGUUCGUCAAAGGCUGGGGAGCAGAAUACCGCCGCCAAACCGUUACCUCAACUCCGUGCUGGAUAGAACUGCAUUUAAACGGUCCACUCCAGUGGCUGGACCGUGUCCUCACCCAGAUGGGCUCACCUCGAUUGCCAUGUAGUUCUAUGUCUUAAGGCGACCGAAUUAAAAGAUAGCGAGAAAGAAGAGAAGGAGCAGCGCAGCAGUUCCUGUCUGUUGUCACCGUUUCGAUCCUACGCGCUGUGGAGUGAUUGUGUGUGUGUGUGGGUGUGUGUGUGUGUAUGCAGUGUCGAUAACGGUCCUUUUUUGGUGCGCCGUGGACUUUCGGAAAGCAUCAAGCUUCAUUUAUUAAUGAUGUAGGUGUUAUUUUGCUUUACGCGUUUUUUGACACCCUCGUACAGUGAUAACGUAAUUGAUUUUGUGUGUGACCGACACUCUUUCACUAGCAGAACUGAUGGUGAACUUUAAUCCGUUAUCAUGUUUUAAAUAAUGAGACAAAGUUAAGGUACAGGAGAACCUUGAUUACCCGCGGUGGAGAACAGUCGGCGAUCUAUACCUAGUUCAAAACAUCGAGAAAACAAUUCAGAUCAACACUUGAAAAAGUGUUUAAAAACAUAGGACGUAACAUAGUUAUAUAUAUAUAUAUAUAUAUAUAGUCAAAAGUAAGAGUAGUUACUAGAAAAAACAAUUCAACAGGCGAAAUGUUAGUAAAAACUAUGAAUGUGUACAAAAAAACAGCAACGAUCGCGGAUAAUCGAGGCUCUGCCGUACUUUGAAUUCAUUCGUGCAGUGCUACAAUUUUAGUUUUAUUGUUUUUUGUUAGUUCUUUGAUCAUGGCAAGUGGAGUGCUAUAUUGUUAGAUGUUAUCACUUUCAAUUCGUAUUUUCCUGGGGAAAAGAAAGCGUUCGUCGGACGUACGAGUGUCGCAUUAACAA